AUGGGUCUACUCACGCUCAUCGAGGACCGGCCCACGCCCCCUUCAGUCUACAACUGGCGAGUCUACCUGCUCGCCGUCAUCGCAUCAUGUGGCUCCAACAUGAUCGGCUACACGAGUGCCUUCAUCGGCACGACGGUGACCCUCACGUCCUUUAAGGCGGAGUUCGGCCUGGACAUCAUGAGCGCUUCGGAGAGGAGCCUCAUUAGCGAAAAUAUAGUGUCACUGUUCAUUGCUGGCGCCUUCUUCGGCGCUCUCCUGACUUACAUUCUCAGCCACUGGAUUGGACGCAAAUACUGCCUAGCCAUCGCAUCCGCCACGUUUGCUCUGGGAUCAGGCCUCCAGUGCGGCGCCAACUCGUCCCGGGGGCUGGGCAUCUUGUACGCGGGCCGCGUCUUGUCAGGGCUGGGCACUGGUGUCGCCUCAAACAUUAUUCCGAUCUACCUGUCGGAAUUGGCGCCGCCAGCUAUCCGAGGCCGGCUUGUCGGCCUGUACGAGCUUGGCUGGCAGAUCGGUGGCCUGCUGGGCUUUUGGAUCAACUAUGGCGUUGAGCAGCACAUGAAGCCGAGUCGCGAGCAAUGGAUCAUUCCAUUCGCUAUUCAGUUGAUUCCAUCGGGUCUCCUCUUCAUCGGCUCCCUGUGGAUCCGCGAGUCACCUAGGUGGCUGUUCUUCCAUAACCGCCCGAAGAAAGCCAUGGAGAACCUCUGCUGGAUCCGCCAGCUCGACGCUGGGGAGAUGUACAUCAUAGAGGAGGUUGCGGCAAUCGAAAGCGCCGUCGAGUCGCAGAGGACGACUGUCGGCGUUGGCCUGUGGCAGCCAUUCAAGGCGCUUGGCGAACGGCCUACCAUGCAGUGGCGUCUGUUCCUGGGGUGCAUGCUAUUCUUCUGGCAGAACGGAAGCGGGAUUAAUGCUAUCAACUAUUAUUCACCCACGAUCUUCUUGAGCCUCGGCAUCGAGUCCAACACGGUGAACCUGAUGACGGGCAUCUUCGGUGUCAUCAAGGCCAUCAUGACAUUCGUAUGGCUGCUGUUCCUGGUCGAUCAGCUCGGCAGGAGGAAACUCCUGCUCAUUGGUGCCAUCACCGGUUCGAUCUGCAUGUGGGUAAUAGGUUCCUACAUCUGCGUUGCGAAGCCCACGGAGCACCCCAGCGACCACCUCAACGGUGGCGGCAUCGCAGCGGUUGUCUUUUUCUACCUCUGGACAGCCGUCUACACUCCCACCUGGAACGGCACACCAUGGGUGAUCAACUCGGAAUUCUUCGAUCCCAACUUCCGCUCCCUAGCCCAGGCUUUCACAACCGCUAGCAACUGGCUGUUCAACUUCCUCGUGUCGCGAUUCACUGAACAGAUGUUCGCCGCGAUGGGCUACGGCGUAUACUUCUUCUUCGCGUCACUGUCCUUCUUCGCCUUCUUCUAUGCCUUCUUCCUCAUCCCCGAGACCAGUGGCAUCCCACUGGAGAAGAUGGAGCGCCUAUUUGAGAUCAAACCGAUCUGGAAGGCGAACGGAACCCUCAAGGAGGAGUUGGCGCGGGAGGAACAGCGGUUCCGCACUGACGUCAAGGGCAGGGCUACUCACAAGGAGAACGGUGGAGGGUCGGAGUCAGAGGAUGGCAGCCCUUGA
Messenger RNA from Diaporthe amygdali, 1617 nucleotides. RefSeq lists its product as uncharacterized. Bases 1 to 1617 code for a protein of 538 amino acids. Gene Ontology annotation, molecular function: carbohydrate:proton symporter activity. The record is from RefSeq and is a predicted model, not a curated record. Gene Ontology annotation, cellular component: membrane. Lineage: Eukaryota; Fungi; Ascomycota; Sordariomycetes; Diaporthales; Diaporthaceae. The transcript is spliced from 4 exons. Gene Ontology annotation, biological process: transmembrane transport; carbohydrate transport.